AUGAUACCCGGGGCGGCGUUGCCGAGUCCCUAGGGAGGCUUCACCUGUUAAGGGCAGAGCACAGUCAGCAGAGCUGCAGGGCGCCCACCUAUUCAGCGGGGUAACAGCCGGUUUGCACGGACAAUAAGUCUCCAGCCGUGCCCCGCGCAGGGACCCGACGCCGCGGGCAGCCCCGGCAGCCCCCUCGCCGCCUGUCCCCCUCCCGCCUGAGGGCUGUUCCCGGGUGCCGGCCGGCGGUGCCCUGCAGGCGGCCGCGUGCCCGAGCGAGGCGGGGGAGCGUGAGGGCGGCGGCGGCUCCUAGCCUCGAGGCCUUCGAUGGAGCCGGCCGGCAGCGCGGGCGUCCCGGGCUCCUCUGCAGGAAUAAAAGACAGAAAAGAACAUCAAGCAUGGUACUUGAAAAUAUCAAAACUGGCACUGGCUUUGGCAAUUAUCCACUCAAAGCCUCCAGAAAAAAGAAGCAAAGAAUACACAGAGCAUCUUGCUAAAAUUAUUUCUGGACAGGAUUUUAAAUGGAGAUCAAAAGUUAAAGCAUUAGAAGCUGAAGUCCUUAGAUUACGUCAGGAGCUUCUUUUGAACAAGAUCUGUCCAAGAUUCUGCUUGGAAAAUAGAAACCCAGAUGCCUUUACUGAAAUUGUGCUGGAUCAGGAACAAAUAAACCCUAUAAUUUGCUCAAGUCAGCUAGAAGAUUCUGGGUGUGAUGUAUCUAGUGACUGUGUAUUUGAUACUGUGGACUCAUCACAUAACUUUGAGCACUCCGAGCAUAGUUGUAACACAUCAUCUUGUACAUUCAAUUCUGAAAUACUUCCCAUAUUGAAUACCGAUUGUACUAGCAAGGAAAAAACGCUGGCUGCUCACAUGCAGUUCUUGCAACAUCUCCUUGAACUAAGAAAACUGACAGAAGCAGGAGGUCUGAAAACAAUCUUUACAAAGCUUGAAAGCGACUGCUCCACAAUAUCAGAUUCUGUCUCUCGAUUGCUUGAUGGCCUGCUUACUUUUUACAAGAAUCCUAAAUUUCCUGUCUCAAAUUUUCUGACAGAAGCAGUUUCUGUUUUGAUCAGUUUAAUAACUGAUGCUAAUUUAUCUAAUCAUGUUCUGAAAAAGUGUUUUGAGAAGCUAGAAGAAUUUAAGAAAAACCUAGUUCAGAUUAUUUUAAGCGACAGCAAUAUCAAUAGGUUUCAGGUGCAGUAUCCCGUGUCCCACACCCUUGUUUUGCUGGGAAGGUGCAACAUAUUAAGAGAGUCUAUAAUAUCUCUGCUGUUAUCUGAAGUAAAUCAAUUUGCUGAUGAGUUGCAGCAAGCCCACCAGAUUGAGGCCAAGUAUAAUAUUACCCAAUAUGAGAAUAUUUUUUCUCUCUGCAUGAUUUUGGAACAGCUUCUUCAGAAGGGGACAGGAGAAGGUAACGUUUCCAGCUCAGACUAUGAUGGAGAAGAAAAAAACAAAUUUCUGCAGAAUCUUGAUCAAAUUAUUCUCCAUCUUGGUGAUGAAUUCCCAUUGUUUUCUGUUUAUAUGUGGAGACUGGGUGCUCUUUUGAACUCAUCUUAAAUGCAAAUUGUUUAA
Dermochelys coriacea (leatherback sea turtle) is the source of this 1557-nucleotide messenger RNA. It is a transcript of the gene MEI4, whose product is annotated as meiotic double-stranded break formation protein 4. The record is from RefSeq and is a predicted model, not a curated record. Gene Ontology annotation, cellular component: lateral element. NCBI's taxonomy places the organism in Eukaryota, Metazoa, Chordata, Testudines, Dermochelyidae. The transcript has 5 exons. Gene Ontology annotation, biological process: spermatogenesis; meiotic DNA double-strand break formation; homologous chromosome pairing at meiosis.